AUGAACCCGGCUGCUUCUCCUUCCUCUCCUUCUACUGCGGACAAUGACGCUGCAUCCGCGCCACCGACCGGUGCCAUCCGCACCCAGUCGCGUUCUAAGAAAGCUCCGGGAACCAUCGCUAAGAGAGCCUGCGAUCAGUGCAAAUUCAGGAAAAUAAAGUGCAGCCUGUCGCAACCAUGUCGCGCAUGCGUCUCAAUGGGCUUUGAAUGCACCUUUUUCCAGCCUCAGAAGAAACGAGGACCGACUGGACACCGUGUAUCGCAAAUCCGGCAACAACAGACCCCCCAACUUGCACGGAAGAGCCCUCAUGAUGUCCAAACACAGGCUCAAACCAGCCAGAGCUCCGGUCCAGAUGUUUUUCAGUAUCAGACAGGGCCAACCCCCGCUCCUUCGGUUUCUGGGGAGUCGGUAAAGUCGGAGGCUAUGUCCAUGCCUGAUGCACCUCAAUGGCCCGUUCCGGGUGAAGUUCCCGCGCCUAUGAAUGGAAGCGGACUCGCUCCAGCUCCCGCAACAACGACUGUUGGUCCUGGCUGGGCCACUGGUGCACCGGGGGCACCCAUUGACCCUCGCAGCCAAAAUGGCAUGGGCUGGGUUGAGCGCAACGACGUGGAGUACUGGCUUCCAGAUAAUCUACAUGCUCAGGUCCCGGUAUUCGAUUUCCCAGGAACUAAUGUUUAUUUGAGACCUUCCCUUCCAUCAAUUGUCCAAGGUGUAUCCGAUACUCCUGUCAUGGAACAUCAUCAUCCAACUGAACCUUCACCUCCAAGUAGUGCUCCAAUUUCAAGCAUCGUUUCUCAACCGCCAGGGUAUGAUCGGCCAAGGUCCGUAUGGCCAUCUUCGAUCAUUGAGACAAAUAUGAUUCCUUGGAUUGACGUCUAUUUCGACCGCUUACAUCCAACCUUACCUGUGUUAAAUCGGUCGUCUAUGUUUAUCCGCAUGCUAUCGCAGGAGCAUCGGCAAAACCCUCAAUUCGGCGCCAUGUUGUUGUCCUUAUGCGCCUUUUCACUGACCCAACCCAUUGAGAUUGACGAGCGUCCCACCUCCUCAUCGCGCGCCAGCCAGGCUAGGUCCAUGAUGCAUGAAGCUACGAAAAUGCGUAGCUGUUCGGACUUUGGUGAAAACCCGACAAUUGAGGCCGUCCUGACUAGCUUCUUCCUCUUCGGCUGUUUGUUUGGCAGUAAUCAGCAUAAUGCUGCGUGGCUCCGUUUACGGGAAGCAUUGGAUCUUGCGGCAACGCUCGGGUUAAACGAUCCUAAUACCUAUCUCGACCUAUCUAGUGAAGAAAAGGGACAACGGUUACGAACCUAUUUGGUAUUGUCCAUUACAGAAAGAGCUUAUGCACUUCAACGUCGACAUCCUAUCACAUUCCGGGGGAAACCAGGGUUCAGCAUGCGCUCCGUUCAUGAAUUCAUCCACGGAGCCUCCCACCGCGUCGUUUCCGGGAUCAUUGUCCACAACGAACAUGACGCUGAAGGUAUGAUGGGAUUGGCUCGACUGAUGGAGUUGUUUGACGCAAUCGAUGAGGAUGUUGUGGAUUGCUGGAAUAGGCGAUGCAACAUCGAUAACAAUGGCUACUGUGAGAGGCUUACAGCAGCUAAGGCAUUGAUAAUUCAUCAGAAUCUCGCCCGGGUGAGCCUUUCGGAACGAUAUAAAGGGUACGGCUGGUUUGAACGAACCAAGGCGGCUCCUAAUGAAGCCCAAGCAGCACAUCAAGCUGUAGGACUGAAAGAAACACAAUGUGCCGAUAUCUUCAUAACACAGAAAUGGCUGCAAAAUCGACUCUGGGUAUUAUGUCUCACGCACGGUCUUCUGGGCCCUGUUUCGGAUCGGCCUGAACUCACUUUCAACUACGCCAUAUUCAUUGCCAAUGAGGCGCUUCAGAUAUGCAAAUCGUUACGCAUCAGCUCCAUGGAGGCACAUGGGAUAGGCCUGGUUGAAAAACUUUUCGAUAUCGUUACCAGUGCAAUCAACAUUUUUUCCACGGUCGAUCCGUCACUGGGAGCCAACUUCCCUUUGACCUCGUCGAAUGGAAGUCUUGCACAAGCACCGUCUACAACAGCGACAACAGCGACGGUUAACCCCGUAUCACUUUCUCAAGGGCUAGCGGCGGAUUACUUGCUAUUACUGAGUAGCCUUCGUGGUGGAAAUCACCCAUUCCUGGAGCGGUUCAAAGAAUAUCUGGGCACGUCGCCCACUUCUCCUAGUAUUAGCACGGGCUAG
This is a messenger RNA of Aspergillus chevalieri, 2220 nucleotides long. Its product is annotated as CeGAL family transcription factor. The transcript is spliced from 5 exons. Gene Ontology annotation, biological process: regulation of DNA-templated transcription; DNA-templated transcription. The record is from RefSeq and is a predicted model, not a curated record. Lineage: Eukaryota; Fungi; Ascomycota; Eurotiomycetes; Eurotiales; Aspergillaceae. Gene Ontology annotation, molecular function: DNA-binding transcription factor activity, RNA polymerase II-specific; zinc ion binding; DNA binding. Bases 1 to 2220 code for a protein of 739 amino acids.